AUCUCGAUGAGUUCGCUUGAUAACGGAUAACGCUUGCUCGCUGCGAUCGCCGUUCCGCCUACACAUACCGGUAUGCUAUUCUGGCGCAUGUCAAGUAGGCGCGUGGCUGAUGCAACGUUGGUGUGACAAUGGCAGAGAACGAAUUUGAUCUGUUUGACCCAACAAAGAAGAAGAAGAAGAAAAAGAAGCCGACAUUCGAUGUCGACGAGCAGGAGAAAAACGAAACUAAACCUGCUGCUGAUGUUAAAGUUGAAGAUCAAGAUAUCCAACCGGUUGAAGUGAAAGAACGAGUUGAAGUAGGUGAAUUGGAAGGACUGGAUGAAGAUUUUUCGAUGAAGAAAAAGAAAAAGAAGAAAAAGCCAAUAGACAUGGAAUCAGUUGGAACAGCAAUAGAAGAUGUGACUCGAGAGAAAAGUUUAAAAUCAGGUGAAAAAGCAAGUAACCAGACAGACGAAAUUGAAGACAUCAGUUUGUCAUUUGGACAGAAGAAGAAAAAGAAACACAAGAAGCCUAAUCUUGACUUUGACAACGAGCAACAAGAUGACAAGACGAAGGAAACUGAUGAUACUGCUUUACCCGAGGAUGGUGAUGAUCAUGUUGUAGACAUUGAUGAUGACGACAUGAUUGGUGAUGGAGCUCCUGCAUGGGUUGGUAGCGAUCGAGACUACACCUUCCAAGAGUUGUUGGAUCGUGUGUUUGAUAUCAUGAGAGCAAAGAAUCCUGACAUGUUGGCAAGCGACAAAAAGAGAUUCGUAAUGAAGCCUCCGCAAGUUGUUCGUAUUGGAACGAAGAAGACGUCGUUUGUCAAUUUUGCAGAGAUCUGUAAACUUCUCCACCGUCAGCCCAAGCACUUGCUUGCCUUUUUGAUGGCAGAACUGGGAACAAGUGGCUCUGUUGACGGUAACAACCAGUUGAUCAUUAAAGGACGAUUUCAACAGAAACAAAUUGAGAAUGUGUUGCGAAGAUAUAUUAAGGAGUAUGUGACAUGUCACACUUGUCGUUCACCUGAAACAACAUUACAGAAGGAGACACGACUCUUCUUUCUUCAGUGUGAGAAAUGUGGUUCACGCUGCUCGGUUCAGAGCAUCAAGUCCGGAUAUCAAGCUGUCACAGGAAGACGAGCGGCUGUACGAGCAAGGCAGCAAUGAAUUUAUGUGAUGGUAGAACUAGAGCGGAGAGUAGAAAUAAUAGAUUGUCUUACAACUCUAUGUGUUUACCUGAUGAAGUAGUAGGUUAUGUAUUCUCUCUGUAGUGCCAGUGUGGUAGUGACUCACAAUAAAGAUUGUAAUUACCACAA
Messenger RNA from Corticium candelabrum, 1297 nucleotides. RefSeq names its product eukaryotic translation initiation factor 2 subunit 2-like. Gene Ontology annotation, molecular function: translation initiation factor activity; translation initiation factor binding; mRNA binding. The record is from RefSeq and is a predicted model, not a curated record. Gene Ontology annotation, cellular component: eukaryotic translation initiation factor 2 complex. Gene Ontology annotation, biological process: translational initiation; formation of cytoplasmic translation initiation complex; formation of translation preinitiation complex. NCBI's taxonomy places the organism in Eukaryota, Metazoa, Porifera, Homoscleromorpha, Homosclerophorida, Plakinidae. Bases 129 to 1148 code for a protein of 339 amino acids. The transcript is spliced from 10 exons.